AUGUCGUCCUCAAAGUCCGAUUCUUCGAUCCGUAACCGAAGCGACUCCACCGAAGGUUCAGAGCUGUCAGAGCAUGAGCACAAGCGUCCAAGGCUGAGUGAUACUAAGCCUGACGGGACGCAUGUCAUGUCGGAUUUGCAGCGAGACAAUUCCAACCCCGCACUUUCUGUGCCAGUCGCGCUUGCCACCAGCGAUGAGGAAGGGUCUCUCGUCAAGACACCGCCGCUGCCUCCCAGAACGGCAGCCCCUCCGGCUCUCAUAUCCCCCACCAGCAAGGUAACCAUCAACACCCGCCCGCUGUCCUCUCAGUCAGCUACGCAACCAACCACCGAAGCCGGAGGAGCGGGCAUGCCGCCCAGUUUCUCACUUUCAGACACCUCUACCGUUGGUGGCGACGGAAAGGGAGACACCGAUGCUGCACCUGCCCCCCUCCCUCAUCAGACCGAGUCGGCGGAGAUCAUGUCGACAUCGGCUUCCAAGAGCAAGAGACCUCAAAUUGAGAUUGUUGAGCCUGAAGACCUCGAUCAAGAUUCAAACCAGACCGGGUCGACUGACCGUAGCAGCGGUGAAAGCGCCUCUUCCCCUGUCCUGAAUUCGUUUCCAUCCGGCUAUGUCAACCGCACGUUUCCCUAUUCUCAAGAGUGGGCGCCAGGGAGCACUCAUAGAGUGAUUGCUCGCAUAUCAGAGAACUUCCAGCACGCCGGUGGCCAAAAUGGAGCCAUAUUCCGCCAAGUCAAAGACUGGAUGAUCGAAUUUGUCGCCGUUUGCAAUGAAUUCUCCAUCACGCUGCAUGAAGAAGAAAGAGACUUCUGGCACCGACUGCCAGAUCUCAUCGAAGGCCUACUGCGACGAGAGGCAGGCCCGCCUCCUGGAGCUCGCACUGAAGACCUCGUCGACUUCUUCGUGGCCUUUGCUCAAAUUGCCAGGCUUCUGAUUGAUCUUGACACUCAGAGACUACGUGCGCUCAGUAAGGAUCCAGAACUCGGGGAUCUCAAGUCUGUCGGCUUGUUGUGUGCUAACUACCUGCAACCUUUGACAUGGAUCCUCUCGGUCCGCAUCCCCUUCUACGACGCACUGUCCCGUGCACACAGUUUCGAUCGGACGCACUUCUACACGCUCGUCAUCGACCGCCUUGGGGACCCAUCGACAGUCUGCCUGUUACCAUCCAUCUCCGCCCUGUUCUCCGAAAUUUGCGCUCUCAUACAGAAGCGAACCGAUUUGUAUCGACCUUUUCACAAUUUGCUCUCGGUGACCAAUUGCGUCAUGGCUCCGAUCUCCAACAUGUACAGUACGGAGACAAAUUUUGUCCCUGCGGCAUUCUCACAACUUGAUCACAUUCGCAACGGCGCUGCGAGAAUAAUUUUGCAAGCAGACAACGCCAUCCAACAAGCUAUCAUGAAGCAAGCGGCCUGGCUCAAUCUGGAGACCGCGGGGAAAAUAAUUGACCUUCUAAAUCCAAUGGUGUCCAUGAUUGCGGUCGAUAUCCCGCAGAUCGGCAAGGACAUUAUAACUUCUGCUGGAGUUGGUUUCGCCGAUUCGGAUGUUUCUGAUCUUCCUAGCACAAUGCCGUACGCCUGGAAGUUCAAGACACUUCGUAAAUUCAUCACCAAUGGCCGGAUGGAACUUCGGGUCUCUGGCGUCGACAGUAUGUCAACUGAUCUCGUUCAAGUGUUCAAAGAGCAUAUCAGUGGCCAGGCGCAGCCUGCCAUGUCUCAUCCGUUGGUAAGAUUCUUAGUCAAGUUCAUCAAGGAGAACCAAUUGGUGGACUACAUUGUCGGCGUCGACUCCCACCCACAGUUGAUUCGUCGGGCUCAUAACGUGGUCGGUUUCCUCUGUGUCUCGGGGACUUACACAGACGCCGAUACAGACCAUAUCUGGAAAACUAUUGUGGAGAGUCAAGACCCUCGGACUGUCCACGAGGUUUUCAAUCUACUCCAGAUGUGUUUCACUGUAUACGACCUUCAUGCGCUUUACUACAUCUGCCGAAAACUGUCGGACUAUCCUAUUCAGCGCUUUGACUUGCACGUCUUGCAGUUCACUGCCCUCCUGUUCGAAAGUCUGAGAACAAAAACAGGUAUAUUUCCUCUGCAUCUUGGAAAUGCCACGGAUCCAAUCACGCGGAAGUUAUGCAUACGAUUGCUGCGCGAGGCCUCGGUGGAGGAGAAUGCGUCUCUUGAACAAGCACCGCUGAUACGACGAGACUUUGGCCAGCAUCUGACUAAUGUCCUGUCUCUGGGUCGAGCUGAGGUUACCUUUGCAACGAUUGACGAGGAAGAGCGAAAUCAGAUCAUAUCCGAGGCUGCCUCGAACCUCGAAGCCCAUAGCGAAUAUGCCUCUGGCGAUCUUCAAGUCUUGAACUGCUUGUUACCGAUGUUGGGAAGAGACGGGAUCGCCGAAGCCACCGACAAGUUUGACCUGCUGGCACUGCUGAUUGCCGACUUUGCAUAUUUACGGGACCAAUUCGACCUGAUGGUGGCACGCGGUGUAUCCGUCAAAUCGAUCGAGGCAAUGUAUGAAGUGCGAUCCGCAUGCCUGUAUUACUUUGUUCUCCAUGUCCCUGAAGUCUUCACUUCAGAUCUCGUGCAGGAACUUUGGACAUCCUUCUAUUCGUUCUCACAACUCCCAACCUCCGUGAGGGCUCGUGCGUGGGAGACGUUGACCCAUGCUGUUAGGAUCAAGCAGAACAAGGAGGAGAUUAUCCUCGUGGACUUGAUCAUCGAGAAACACUUGCCGACUCUGGACCCUCAAGACUACAACGAACAAGUCCUAGAGUUCAUCAGGGUGUCGAUCUCAUACACUAUCAAGCGCACCACGGAAACUAUCCCUGACACUGAGGGUGUCAUUGUAGUACCCGGGAUCGAGAGAAUGUGGAAGGUCAUGCUGGAUGCGCCUCCAAACACGAUUGAAAACCAAGCCACCGACUUCAUCAUCCGGACGUACUUGGAUAACAACCUUGUGACCCGAAGGUCGAAAGGGGUCAUCGACGCGACUCAUGCUUCCCUCGUGGACCGCUCGGUGCAACAGGUUAUAGCAUCUGCGUCUAAGCUAAAAUCAUACACGGAUGGCACCAUGAGUGGCGAAGAUGAGCCCAUGGUGAUUAUUGCCUCUGAGGACGAGAUACGCGCCGAGGAACUGCGUUUUGAUCGGUCUUUGCUGUUCCUCAGGAAAUUUCUUGAAGGUAUGAAACUUCGACCACGGUACAGUCCAGUCCCGGACCAGCAGAUCCAGGGACUUGCGGAGUUUCCAGACAAGAGAGGGGAGGUUGUCGAACUCAAAAUUCAGAUCACGGCAAGCAAGUAUAUCACCGAAAAGAUGCAAAACAUUACCAUCGGGUCUGAGAACACGUGCGACGAAUUGCACAAGUAUCUUUGUGAGGCAAGUGGCUUCAAACAGUUCUCUGUGUUCAAUCUGGGGCAAAAGGUAUUGCUUGCAGGACAAUCAACAACCAUCGCGGAGUCCAAGGUAGCCUCCGGCCUCCUGAUUGUCCACAAAACGUUGAAUACGCCGGAGAGUCCGCCAACCCGGUCUACCCGAGCCACUUCUCCUGUUGACAACAAAAUUAUGCACCACUUUGAUGACCUUUACGAGCUUCUUGAUGCUGAUGAGCGCCUAUCAAGAGAGGUGUACACGUUCCUCAGCCUCUUCUCUGCACAGACCGAACUUGUCCGGGUCGUACGUUCAAGAGACAGGUCGCCAAUGGAACUUCUGCCUCCAGGAAAGCCUUUCAGACUCCUGUAUUGCGCGAGGGCUCUGCGAUCUUGCAUAGAGGAUGAGUCGUUCAGCUCAAACCCGGAUUCCCAAUUUCUCAUCUACAGCAUCCAAACCAUCCUGCAAGUCCUCCCCAAGCUGGAUUUGAAUAACCCAUCAGACGGGCUUCAGAUGUCGAUCGCUCACAGCCUGAUGGAAGCACUUCUUCUAGCAUUCCGAGCCAAGGUUUCUGCAGAGACAUCGAGCGAAUACAUUGUGGAUCACCGAGGAUUCGCAGCGCAAACUUCAAGGUUGCUACGCUUUGCGCUGGAGAGCUACAACACCAAUAUGGACGAAAUUUCAUCUUCCGCCAUGGUGAAACUAGUCUUGGAAACUUUCAUCGAGGCGUGCCUGCACGAUGAGCGAGUUUGGGCCUAUGUGGAUGCCGAAGCUGACUUCAGGGACCUAAUCGUCACUGCUUUCGUUGAUGAUCGUCGAGUCGAUGUGCGGCAUUCACUGCUCGAGGUUGUGGUUGGUUUGACAGGUGCUGUUGGAACAAAGUUGUACCUCAAGAUCAACAAUCCAAGAGCGCCACGAUCCCGCUUUCUCCCCGCUACCAUCGAAGCUUGUCUUUCUCAUUUGUGGACUGCCCUAGCAGACAUCCUGCCUCACGCUUGUUUGCAGCAUGAGCGGUGCGCCGAAGUCUGCGAGACAAUGCUUGCUAUUUUAAGGAGGAUAGGCAAGUCUUUUCCCCCUGAAGCGGUCAAGCAGUAUUUUGACCAGUGGAUCUCCAUUCUCCUGAAACACAAACACGUCGAGGUUGUAGGUCAACCCCUCAACGAUCACGUGGUUGCCUGUCUUACCAAGCUGCUCCUCGAAAACUGUAAACUGCUGAAGGCGUCUGACGCCCUUCCUACUGGCGAUCAGAUCAUCGAACAGAUCAUAACGCUAUUCUUGUUUCCGCCGCUCUCUGAAAAUGGGGCUGGGGCCGGUGAGAACUCGAGAUUGCCGGUCCUCGACAGUACCGUACGGGAAAGCCUGUACAGCCUCAUUCUUGCGCUGUGUCAAGGCCCUCAGGAGCUCGCAGUAGUUGUUACCAAAUUGGGAGACGACCUACUACCUCCAGAUUUUUUUGAGCCCAUCUAUUCACACGAUCGGCAAAAUCUUCGGACGGAGGUCGGGUACGCCGGUUUGCGGAAUCUUUCGAACACUUGCUACCUCAACUCCUUGUUUUCCCAACUCUUCAUGAAUGUGCAAUUCCGAGAGUUCUUUUUGAAUAUGCUGGGCUCGGAGGAUUCAAAUCAGAAGCUCGUCCUCGAACUCGCGAAGGUCUUUGCUUACAUGCAAAAUUCCUACGAGAAGUCCAUUGAUCCCUCGAUGGCGGUUGAAGCGAUAACGACUUACGAAGGCGAGCAAAUCGAUGUGUCGAUUCAGAUGGAUGUUGAUGAAUUCUUCAAUUUGCUCUUUGAUCGUCUCGAGGGUCAGAUUGAUCCUUCAGCCCGAGUCACGUUCAGGUCGAUGUAUGGCGGCCAAUUGGUUCAGCAAGUCAAGUCGAAGGAGUGCGACCACAUUUCAGAACGCCUGGAGCCCUUUUCCGCCGUCCAAGUUGAGAUCAAGGGCAAAGCCCGCCUGGAAGACAGCCUUCGUGCCUAUGUCGAGGGAGAAGUUCUUCAGGGCGAAAACAAAUAUUCUUGUACUUCCUGCGGACGCCACGUCGAUGCUGUCAAGCGCGCCUGCCUGAAAGACGUGCCGGACAAUCUGAUAUUCAACCUCAAGCGGUUUGACUACGACAUCAUGACCGGCACGCGGACGAAGGUCAACGACGAGUUUCAGUUUCCCGAUACGCUUGAUAUCGCACCCUAUACUCUCGCCAGGCUCAGUGAUGAGCAACACUCGGGAGAGCCAGACUACUUCCAGCUUACCGGCGUCAUAGUCCACUCUGGGACUGCAGACUCUGGUCAUUACUACUCAUUCAUCCGCCAGCGACCGUCAGGAAAACCUGUACACGAGUCCUGGGUCCAGUUUAAUGACCAAGACGUCGGCGUCUUCGACACCAACCAAAUGCGUGACAACUGCUUCGGAGGUACUUCAGAAGCCGGGUUUUAUCAUCUUCCCAAAUUUUACAGCGCUUACAUGCUGUUCUAUCAGAGAACAUCGAGUAUUCAAAAGGUCGAGGAGCAAUAUCGUUGCCACGACACAAUAAAUCCUGUACGCAUCCCGUUACCCCAGCGACUGGACCAACACAUCGCUCAACAGAAUGAGCUUUUCCUGCGUUCCUACUGCGCGCAAGACGCUUCACACGCGCAGUUCAUCCAGAAGCUACUCGAACGCUUCCCGCAGGGCAUGGACAAAUGCAGCGAAGAGCACAACCUCGAAUCCGGCGUGAUCGAAAUGGUCUUGGACUAUCUGCGCUCAGUAUCCUCUCGCUUCAAGGAACAGCCCUGCUUUGAAGAGACUAUCACUGUUCUCCUCACUUGCGCACAACAGUGCCAAGAUUGCACGAGAACAAUAGCUCACUGGUUUCACCACCCCCGAGUGCUUGAAGAUGUGGUUGUCCGUAGCCCCUACCAGACAGUCCGAAAGUCGUUUGCGAACCUAUUCUAUAGCACCUUUUCUCGACUUCGCGGGCUGAGGGAGGACCCGCUCCGUGAUCCAGAACCGAGGAAAUUGGAGACGGAGUACCAGACCUGGCUUCGGGACUGUCUCCUACAGUUAUCCCGACUGUGGGACGUGGUAACCAGAACAGGCCGUUGUUGGGCAGACUAUUUUGGCCUCUUGUACAACAUGCAACGGUUGAGUGAAGAGGAGACCUUUCGAGUUCCCAUUGUCCAAGAGGCUCAGGACCGAUACACUACGUACUUGAGUGCUCGGGAGAGGAACCGGCCGUUCAACCAUCCGGUGGUCAUCCGCCUCUUUGUCAGCCUACUCCUAGGCAUUGAUUUCCACCUACCUGCAACCAGAGAGCGUCAAAUGCGUGACAGGAAGAUCAGCUUGACCAUCGGGGAGGCGGACCUUCUUGGGUUCAACAAGAUUCCUCCCCACUUUGAAUGGUGCAGGCGUUUGAUUUCAGGACGACAAAAUCCAGCAAUGGUGGACACUCUUGUAGAAGCAUUUUCAGCAGAUCGACAACUCGCUGGUGCUCUCUCCAUCGUACUGGUGACUGGACUGAAUCACCGAAAUAUCAACAUAGCGAGCAGCUUCCUACGACCAAUCGUUGCCUUCUGCGAGUUUUGUCGUUCCGAGAACCAAAUUUUCGACCUUGUUCAACCUGCUCUGGAAAGCAUCGCAACAGUCGGUGUUGAAUAUGCCCGAGAGUAUUUUGAAUUCGUCGACGCUUUGUUGAAGGUGGAAAACAGCUACCUCAAUCUCGUGGCGGGUUUCCUAGAGGAUGUGGUCCUACAGACUGUACCUCAGUGGGCACCCACGUUCUUGCUCGCACCGAACGAGGGCCAGUUCAACAUCCGUUUUGGAACGGUCGACUUGCUGAAGCGGGUUCUGUUCACCCCGUUACAGGAGCAUGCUUUCCAAGACCCCCAGGUUUACCCGACACUUGUUUCGGUGGUGCACGAGUUGGCGAGUAGCUGUUCCAACUUUGUGCAGACAAGCGUCUUAAAUCCACGCAACCGAGAAAAUAGCACGCUCCAGGCCGGCCAAGCCAGCCAAUUGAUCGACGUGGUGGACCAUUGCCUAACAUACUUUGACCUCGAGAACCCGAUUCACGAGGAGAAAAUCAGUGAGAUCCAAAACACCAUGGCUGGCUUGAGGGCCAAGGCUGAAACAGCCGUUGAGGCUCUGAGCUCGGCUGAUUGGCAGGAUGGUAGCAGUGAGCUGGCGGAAUUGAGUGCUGAGGACUACGAGGAUCCACUGAGCCCGUGA
Messenger RNA from Fonsecaea erecta, 7563 nucleotides. RefSeq lists its product as hypothetical. Bases 1 to 7563 code for a protein of 2520 amino acids. Gene Ontology annotation, cellular component: nucleus; cytosol. NCBI's taxonomy places the organism in Eukaryota, Fungi, Ascomycota, Eurotiomycetes, Chaetothyriales, Herpotrichiellaceae. The transcript is spliced from 2 exons. Gene Ontology annotation, biological process: protein deubiquitination. Gene Ontology annotation, molecular function: cysteine-type endopeptidase activity; cysteine-type deubiquitinase activity. The record is from RefSeq and is a predicted model, not a curated record.